AUGAAUCCAAAAGAAAAGAGAAAGUAUCUGGAGAAAAGGUCCUCUUCUCAUAUUCUACAAAGAGCAAAGGAAUCAAGAGUGAUCUUAGAGGGAUGCUCUCCACCGUGUGGACCCUCAGGGUUGGCCCAAGGCCACAGACAGACAGAAGGGGACUCAGAAUGCAUUCCCAUGGACAAGCUCAUUCACAAAGAAUUCCACAAGUAUCAAGAGGAUGCUGCUAAGAAACUUGUCAUGGUCCCAGCAUGGGAUCCAGAUGCAGAAGAGGAGUCCUCCUCCUCAGUCUAUUUCUGUGGUGUCUCCAAAUCUCGAGAUGAUAGUCCUGAGCAAUCUGUCAUGGUACCAUCACAGAAUCUAGAUGAAGAAGAGGGUUCCUCUGCCUCAGUCUAUUUCUGUGGUGUCCUCAAGUCUGCAGAGGAUGCUCCUAGGAAAUCUGUCAUGGUCCCAUCAUGGAAUCCAGAUGGAGGAGAGAAUUUCUCUGCCUCAGUUUAUUUCUGUGGCAUUUCUUCUGGAAACAAGAUCACUCCUGUUGAGGAUGAAGUCUGCCACUCUUUUGUGCCUACAAUUGAGCUCCUGGAUGACAGUGAAUUCAGCUUGGACAAUGAAGCCCAAGAGGAAAGGGAGGAGGCUCACAGCCUCAUGGAACUGCUGGUGUCUAAGGAAAGUUCCAGGGCUAGAACACCUGAGUGGCUUGUGGCACUUGACCAUGGCUACAGGUGCAUGGCCUGCUGUCAGGUCUUCCCCAACUUGGAGACCCUUCGGUAUCAUGUGGAGCAUGGGAUCAAGGAGGGCUUCAGCUGUCAUGCUUUCCAUGACGCCUUUGCCUGCCUAAUGGACAAGAACAAGAAGAAGCAAAAGAGAAGGAAGAUGAAGACCUUUUUGAAGAAAGAUAGACUUAUGAAGGAAAAGCUUUGUGACAUGCACACAUCCAUAUGA
Molecule: messenger RNA, 933 nt
Organism: Castor canadensis (American beaver)
Lineage: Eukaryota; Metazoa; Chordata; Mammalia; Rodentia; Castoridae
Source: RefSeq, a predicted model, not a curated record